Messenger RNA from Beta vulgaris subsp. vulgaris (sugar beet), 3988 nucleotides. RefSeq names its product putative disease resistance protein At3g14460. Gene Ontology annotation, biological process: defense response to other organism. Lineage: Eukaryota; Viridiplantae; Streptophyta; Magnoliopsida; Caryophyllales; Amaranthaceae. The transcript has 2 exons. The record is from RefSeq and is a predicted model, not a curated record. Gene Ontology annotation, molecular function: ADP binding; protein binding. The coding region runs from base 487 to 3786 and encodes 1099 amino acids.
GAGCAUAAACUGGCCACAAUAUACUACCUCUGUAUCUAUUACGUUAUAACAAUUUCUACUUUUAGGUGUUUUUAUUAGUUGCAACAUUUUCCUUUUUAUGAAAGUUUUUAGGAUAAUUUGACUAUAUUACCCUUACUUCACCUACUUUUUUGAACCUGAUCAGUACUAAUAGCAGGGAUAAGUGGGUCAAUUAUACUCUUUUUUCUCAUCCCUUAAAGUUUGUGCAAAGAGGUGAAUGUUGUAACUAAAUAAAAACAGAGGUAGUAUUUCUUACUUCAAAACCUCAAAUUCCAGAAGAACGAAACAGAGAAUCAAUUCUUCCACUGUGUUUUCUCGUUAACUUGGUCUGCAAAUGGAUUACUUAUAUACUUGCGCGGGAAGCUUGAAAUCUGCCCCUGCUCCUUGCUUUUGUGGGAUUGUUUCUCAUGAUUCAAGGCGGAAAGCAUUAUUGUUGGUGGUUCAAAAGCUAUAGAGCAUUUAUCUUUUAUGUUUAACUCUGGCCAAGAUUUUUCGGUGAGGAUAGAAGAGAUUAGUCAACAAUUGGAAGAAAUUUUAAGCCAAACUGAGGGCUUAGGGCUAUCAGUUCAUGUGAUGCAUCAGCAAAUAGUACCCACAACAACAGCACCACGUUGGCAAAGCUGGCGAGAAUCAACUUCUUUAUUAUGUGAGCCAUUUGUAUAUGGACGGGAAGGUGACAAGAAGGAAAUCAUGCAUCGGUUACUACAUGACGAGAACUCAAGCUCUGGGAACUAUAUUGUGAUUCCUAUUGUUGGAAAAGGAGGCAUUGGUAAGACGACUCUUGCUCAACUUAUCUACAAUGAUGAAGAAGUGGACGUGUUUUCUUUGAAAGCAUGGGUUUAUGUAUCUCAAAUGUUUGAUGCUAAAAGGAUAACAACAUCAAUUCUGAAUUCAAUCACUGGUGAAGCCAAUUCAUUUUGUGAUUUAAAUCAAGCUCAAGUACGAUUGCAGCAAGUGCUUAGAAACAAACGAUUCUUGAUUAUACUUGAUGACAUGUGGAGUGUGAUGUACAGUGAUUGGGAUGACCUACGCACUCCACUAAGAGCAGGGGCAAAAGGAAGCAGGGUUAUAGUUACCACCAGAAUUCAGAAAGUUGCGAGAAUUAUGAAUCCACAAAUGAAUAAUAUGAUUUUAUUGGAGUGUCUUGCAGAUGAUGACUGUUGGCAUCUAAUUUUGCAACAUGCCUUUGAUGAUGCCAAUAUUGCCGUAAGUCCAAAUAUUAGUCUAACGAGAGCUGAAAUGGUAAGGGUGUGCAAAGGGCUACCCCUGGUAGCAAAAACUCUUGGAGGCCUUUUAAGGACCAAAGUGGAGGAGGAGAGCGAGUGGCAAGAGAGUCUCAACACUGAUAUUUUGAGCAUGAGUAAGAGUAGAGUUUUACAGGUAUUGGAGUUGAGUUAUUAUGACCUUCCAUCACAUUUGAAACGUUGUUUCUCUUACUGCGCUAUAUUUCCCAAUGAUCAUGCUUUUACAGAGGAGGAUGUCAUUUUGUUAUGGAUGGCUGAAGGCUUCCUACCUGAAAAUGUAGGGAACAAGCGAAUUGAAGACAUAGGCCAUGAGUAUUUCCAUGAGCUAGUAUCAAGAUCAUUUUUUGAACCCAGCACAAAAGGAUCAAAAUGGUUCAAAAUGCACAACUUACAAAGUGAUUUGGCCCGACAAGUUGUUGGUGAUUUAUGGUUGGUGAUGAAGGAAUGUUCAGUAAGGAAAGGUUAUAGAGCUCGACAUUUAUCUUUCUCCAAACUAGAUGAAUGUGAAGAUCUAUUUCAGUUUAAGAACAUAAGCCACUUUCGUACUUUUGCUCAAUUUGACAAGCAUCCCAGUUCCUCAAGCCGAGUACUUGAGCUUAUAGGACAUUUUCAGUACAUAAGGGUGCUAUUGCUACCGAGCCUGGGAAUUACAAGUUUUCCAGAAUCUAUAGGUGACUUAAAGCUCUUACGGUAUCUCAAUCUCUCAUACAAUGAUUUUGAUGAAUUGCCGAAUUCAGUAAGCAACCUUGUUAAUCUCCAAACUUUGUUGCUGAAGGGUUGCGUUAAACUUCAGAAAUUAUCGACGAAUAUGAGGUGUCUAAUCAACCUUCGCCAUCUUGAUAUUGAUGGUACCUCUCUGAAUCAGAUGCCAUUGGGGUUAGGGAAUCUGACAAACCUGCAAACGUUACACAGAUUUGUCUUAGGAGCUAAUGCACCCAUAAUAAAAGAGUUGAAGAACUUGAAGCAGCUUCGAGGAAAGUUAACCAUAGCUGGCUUAGAGAAUUUGGUGAACUCCAACGAUGCAGGAGAAGCAAGGUUGAAUGAGAAAUCGUGUCUUCAUGAGUUGGAGAUGGUAUGGGAAUGGGGAACCUUCACUAAUGGGAUUGAUGACAACACUAAGAUAGAUGUGUUAGAUCAGCUACACCCUCACAGAUCCACAAAAGUGUUAACUCUAAGAAACUACAAGGGAUUGACAUUCCCAAGUUGGUUGAGUGACCCUUCUUUCACUAAGAUGGUUGUCAUAAGGCUAAUAGGUUGUGAGAGAUGUGAAUCAUUACCAUCACUAGGGAAGCUUCCUUCACUGAAGGAACUUGUGGUUCAAGAAAUGCGCGGUCUUAAAUCAGUAGAUGAUGACUUUUACGGUGUUGGUUGUUCAAACCCUUUUCCGGCAUUGAAAACUCUGAAAUUCAAGUCUAUGUUUUCUUGGGAAAGUUGGUUAAUUUCAUCAGCUGAUACUAAGGGUUUUUCUAACCUUCAAGAGCUUUCAAUCAAGGAUUCUCCCCUCCUACAACAUUUAUCUUUACCUUCAUGUCUCCCUUUGUUAGAGACACUUGAGAUACAACAUUGUAAGAAGCUAGAUGCCUCACUUCCAACCCUCCCUCAUCUCCAGAAGUUGGUAUUAGAAGAUUGUUCAUCCCUUUUCAUGGUUGAUCAGCUAUCUACGACUCUUCGACAACUGGCUAUUUCCAAUUGCCGGAAACUACAGUUGGUGGAAUUCAGCAGACGAUGCUUCUCUCUUGAUGAAAAUAUAUCUCUAGAGGUUGUAGAAGUUGUCAAUUGCCAAUCUCUGUUAAAUUUUUUCAGUAGAGAUGGUAUUGAAGCUUAUAAUUCUUCUCCAACUUUAGGAUUGAUAGAUAGAGGAGAGCUUUCAUUGUUUAGAGAAGGUUUAAGUACAUCCAAACUUGGUUAUCUCACCAAAUUAACAAUAAGUGGGUGUCCUUAUCUCGUCUCAUUCCCAAAAGAUGUUCUUCUUCCUGGCCUACGAAAUCUUUUGAUUUCAGUUUGUGAAAACCUGGAGAAUCUCCCAAAUCAAAUGCAUAGCUUCACCUCUCUCCAAGACUUUAUUCUCACAAAUUGCCCAAAAGUCCGCUGCUUCCCAGAAGGCGGUCUACCCAUAAACUUGAUAUCAGUCUACUUCUAUGGACUUAACAUUCAGCAACCAUUUAAAGAGUGGAAGUUGCACAACCUUAAUUCUCUUCAAAAGCUAUCUGUUUCUGAUGUAGGAUACUCUUCAAAUUCAAUCCACUCCUUCCCAGAUGAUGAUGAUCAUUGUCUUCCAUCGUCGUUGAAUGGGUUAGCCAUCAGCGGUUUCCUGAACUUGAAAUCAAUAUCUUUCCUGGGUAUUCCGAAUCUCACUUCUCUUUCUAUCAGGAGAUGUCCGAAGCUUAAAUAUUUCGUCGAUGAAUGUCUACCUUCUGGACUUAGAGAUUUAGUGGUUGUUCAGUGUCCUUUGCUGAAGCAUCAAAUGGAAAAGGAUCCUCUUCGUCGCAAAUUAUCAUGUAUUACUCAUCUCCAUAUAUGCUAGUGUUGCAGUUGAUGUAAUGCUAAGUGUUAGAUCAUCAUAAAUCCCAACUAUGUACUGAAUUUUCUUUUAUGGUGUUAUACAGUGUUGUUCUUUAUUAUUUUCCCACUUGUUGAAGUCUUUUGUUUAUCUUCAUUAUGUAAAAUGUAUGUAAAUACAGGAGUUCAGCAAUGCACAUUGAGUCUGGUUUUUCUUUUCCUACAUA